Molecule: messenger RNA, 1988 nt
Organism: Solanum verrucosum
Lineage: Eukaryota; Viridiplantae; Streptophyta; Magnoliopsida; Solanales; Solanaceae
Product: protein WHAT'S THIS FACTOR 9, mitochondrial
Exons: 3
Coding region: 1-1917 (638 amino acids)
Molecular function (GO): RNA binding
Source: RefSeq, a predicted model, not a curated record
AUGGCGCUCAGCAGCAGUAGCAGUCUCCAAAUUAUGUACAUGCAUUUCCUCCUCCGUCGAACGCACCACCACCAGCGUCAACAAUGGCGGACACUAUUCGACGAUGCCCUUUCCAUCAAACAUGUAAGAGAUCGUGGAUUGGACCACGCUGUCGAAAGAGAAAAGAAUCUCAAACCACUUCUCAACAUCAAGAAUCUUAUCAAAUCUGAACCAUCGAAAUCUAUUCCCUUAAACAUCAUCACACAAUCUAAAGAUACUCUACAAAUCCCAUCUCGCCCCAUUGAGUUUAUCCGAAAAUAUCCUUCAAUUUUUCAAGAAUUUUUCCCUGCUAGCAUAAACAUACAUCCCCAUAUCAAGUUAACCCCAGAAAUUCUCAGUAUUGACUCAGAUGAAGAGUUGUUCUAUCAAAGUGUGAGUUACAAAGAAGAUGUUGCAGAUAGGCUUUUGAAGAUUUUGAUGAUAGGUAAAAUUAAUAAAAUUCCUUUACAUGUUAUUGAUAAGCUUAAAUGGGAUUUGGGUUUGUGUAAUAAUUUUGUGGAAACUAUAGUACCAGAAUAUCCGGAUUAUUUUCAGGUGAAUGAUGAGUCAAUGUUGGAGUUAGUCUGUUGGAGUCAUGAACUUGCUGUUUCCUUUUUGGAAAAACAAGCAGUGAAAUGUGAAAGUGAGGAUUUGUUAGUUAAGUUUGAUUUGAAGUAUUCGAAUGGGUUUGAGAUGGAUAAGAAGUAUAAGAAAUGGGUUGAUGAAUGGAAAAAAUUGCCUUAUAUUUCGCCAUAUGUGAAUGUAAAGAAUCUUCCUGAAAAGAGUGAUGAAGCUGAUAAGUGGGCAGUGAUAAUUUUGCAUGAAAUUCUUAGUCUUUGUGUUGGGAAGAAGGCGGAGAAAGAUAAUUUGCUUUUGAUAGGAGAGUAUUUGGGACUUCGUUCUAGGUUUAAGAGGGCAUUGUUGUUGCAUCCUGGGAUAUUCUAUGUGUCAAGUAAGAUCGACACACAUACUGUGGUAUUGAAGGAGGGCUAUAAAAGGGGAAUGUUAAUUCAGAAGAACUCGUUGAUAGAACUGAGGUCUAAGUAUGUUUAUCUCAUGAACAAGGUUAUGGAGGAUAAAAAAUCGAAAGAAGUGCAGCAAAAAGGUAGUCAUGAUCUGCAAGAAGGUGAUGCAAAGGAAACUGAUGUUGAUAAUGAAGAUGAAGAAGAAAAAGAUUAUGAUGAGGACUCUGAUGAUGUGCAUAAUGACUACCAUGAUGAUGAGACGGACAAUGAGGCUAGAGAUGUGAAGCAUAGCCAAAGAGUAAACUCGAGGACAAGAGUUGAUGAUAGAAACUCGAUGACAAGAGAUGAUGAUAGGAAGCCUAGCCGAAGAUUAAACUCGAGGACAAGAGUUGAUGAUAGAAACUCGAUGACAAGAGAUGAUGAUAGGAAGCCUAGCCGAAGAUUAAACUCGAGGACAAGAGUUGAUGAUAGAAACUCGAUGACAAGAGAUGAUGAUAGGAAGCCUAGCCGAAGAUUAAACUCAAGGACAAGAGUUGAUGAUAGAAACUCGAUGACAAGAGAUGAUGAUAGGAACCGAAGAUUAAACUCGAGGACUAGAGAUUAUGAUAGGAAUACUUCAGCUACCUCUCCGAGGACAUCCUUGGGGAGAAAUCAAAAUAGAGAUGUGGAAAGGCCAUCAAGAAGAUCGUCUUGGAGAGCAGAAAAUAACAGUGAGCAAGAUGCUCGAUCAAGAUAUGGGGACAGAAAGCUUCCAAUAAAUUCAUUGAAGACUUCGGCAGGAAGAAGUUCCAACAGAACCAACGAAAGAGUCUCUCGAUCUCCUAGGAGGGCGGUGACUAAUGAUAAUCAAUAUACUCACCGGAGAUCAAGUAACAAAUUUGAUCUUCAUAGAAACCGGGGAACAUCUGAACAGAGGAGGAAUUCCACACCAUGAAAAGCUAUUCGCUCUGUGAAGGCAUUGCAUAAUAGGCUUGCUUUUGAUAGUUUUAGGUUUGUCAGUUGUCA